Molecule: messenger RNA, 2184 nt
Organism: Micromonas pusilla CCMP1545
Lineage: Eukaryota; Viridiplantae; Chlorophyta; Mamiellophyceae; Mamiellales; Mamiellaceae
Exons: 1
Coding region: 1-2184 (727 amino acids)
Biological process (GO): regulation of DNA-templated transcription
Cellular component (GO): chromatin; nucleus
Molecular function (GO): DNA binding; transcription coregulator activity
Source: RefSeq, a predicted model, not a curated record
AUGGGGUUCGAGUACCGGGUCUUCUACAAGCCCGCGUCCGCCGGGGAGCUGAAGCGCCGCGACCUGAGCGCGCUCGCCAAGUCCGGCGCGCACUACGUCCCGCACGAGUCGCUGAAAGACGCGAGCGCGUCCGACGAGAAGAUUUCCUUCCUCCCGCUCCACGACGACGCGACGCUGACGCUCCCGACGCACGACGCGAACGGCGCGGUGUCCGUGCGAGUCGUCGCGAGCAAAGACGGCAACAACCCGGGUCUCUGCGACCUGAGCGCGCCGCUCGUCGCGGACGACGUCAAGGCUGCCGAGGCGGUCCUCGCCAGAGCCGGGUUCAACGUCAACACGCACAAGAUCAAGAAGUCCGUGCUCGUCACCGCGGAGGGGCCGCGCGUCGCCUCGAAAGUCGGCGCGGGCGCGAAAUCGAUCGAACUGGAGAUGCACACGAUGACCGUGCGCGUGGACAAGGCGAAGAUGGGGCGGGGACUCGCGGGGAGCCUGACGGAGAGCUGGGUCACCGUCGUCGCGAAGGGCGCGAAGAAGAGCGCCGUCGCCGACGCGAGGCGGACGCUGCAAGAGUCGUGCCAGGCCCUCGCCGCGAGCGGGACCUUCGCGGAGUGCGGGUACGGAAAGUUCGUGAAGGAUAUAUCCGCGAGGGUGACGCCAGCAGCGCCGGUGCAAACAGCGUCGACGGAGAAGGCGAAGGCGAAGGAGAAGAUCGUCGCGACGCCGCCGACGUCGGGGAAGAAACGCGGCAGGCCGCCGAAGGCGUCGGGCCCCGCCGCGGAGAAACGCGCGAAGGGCGGCGACGGCGGCUUCGGCGCCGCGGCGAGAGGCAUCGCGAAUUCGGUGCAGGGCGCGAUUCGCGGCAUCAUGCUCGCCGCCGCGAGCCCGGGACCGAGCGGGAAGUUGCGCGCGGACUCGGACGACGACGUCCCGAUAAGUCGGAUGGUCGUGAAGUCGCCGGCGAAGAAGCGCGGGCGCCCGCCGAAGGCGCCGCCCGCGACGAGUCCGCCGCCGUCCGUCGUCGUCGUCACCGCGGAGGACGAUGACGUCCCUCUGUCGAAGUUGUUGCCACCGAAGCGAAAACCGGGAAGGCCGCCCGGGGCGAAGAACAAGGCGACGAAGGUCGCGGCGGACGCCGCCGCCGCGGGAACGCCGAAGCGCGGUCGGGGACGCCCCCCUAAGGCGACUGCGACGCCGGCGACGACGACGCCGACGCCGGCGAAGCGCGGCCGCGGCCGCCCGCCCGGCAGCGCGAACAAGGCCGCGGCGGCGACGCCGGCGACGACGGCCGGGAAGAAUCCUCGCGGACGGCCUCCGAAGACGCCCGCGGCGGUGGGCCCCGAGGACGACGACGUCCCGAUCGGGCAGCUCGCCGCGAAGGUGACGUCCACGCAGAAGAAGCGAGGCCGCCCGCCGAAGUCCGCGGCGCUCGCGGUGGUGCAGACGACGCCGAUGAAGAAAAAGCGCGGGCGCCCGCCAAAGUCCGCGACGAAGCCGCCGCCGUCCGUCGUCGUCGUCACCGCGGAGGACGAUGACGUCCCUCUGUCGAAGUUGUUGCCGCCGAAAAAGAAACCGGGAAGGCCGCCAGGGGCGAAGAACAAGGCGACGAAGGUCGCGGCGGAGGCUGCCGCCGCGGGAACGCCGAAGCGCGGUCGGGGACGCCCCCCUAAGGCGGCUGCGACGACGACGCCGGCGACGACGACGCCGACGCCGGCGAAGCGCGGCCGCGGCCGCCCGCCCGGCAGCGCGAACAAAGCCGCGGCGGCGACGCCGGCGACGACGGCCGGGAAGAAGCCUCGCGGACGGCCUCCGAAGACGCCGAAGACGCCCGCGGCGGUGGGCCCCGAGGAUGAUGACGUACCGCUCGGGCAGCUCGCCGCGAAGGUGACGUCCACGCAGAAGAAACGAGGCCGCCCGCCCGGGUCGAAGAAUAAGGCGACGGCGGCGGCGGCGGCGAAAUCUCCGAGAGCGGCGCCGAAGGUGUCGACGCCGACGGCUGCGAUGAAGCUCCUCGGUCGGCCGAAGCCGAAAGCCCCGGGGGCGGCGAGCGCGCUGUCGCCGGUCGAGGGGAAGCGGCCGCGCGGGCGGCCGCCGGGAUCCGGGUCGAAGGGGGCGGCGAAGACGCCGACCCCGUCGACGGGUGGAAAAAAACGAGGACGCAAGCCGAAGGGAUCGUUGAGGGACUAG